Molecule: messenger RNA, 1182 nt
Organism: Coffea eugenioides
Lineage: Eukaryota; Viridiplantae; Streptophyta; Magnoliopsida; Gentianales; Rubiaceae
Product: tabersonine 16-O-methyltransferase-like
Exons: 4
Coding region: 1-1182 (393 amino acids)
Biological process (GO): methylation
Molecular function (GO): O-methyltransferase activity; protein dimerization activity; S-adenosylmethionine-dependent methyltransferase activity
Source: RefSeq, a predicted model, not a curated record
AUGGAAAGAGUGGAGAAUCUUACUGAGCUUCUUGCAGCUCAAAAUCAUGUAGGCAACCAAAUGCUCAACUUCAGAAAGUCCGCGUCUCUAAAAUGUGUAAUUGAACUGGGAAUCCCAGAUGCCAUCAAUCAACAUGGGAAGCCUAUCACACUUUCUCAGUUGGUUUCUGCCCUUCCAAUUAACCCUUCCAAAGCUAGCCACAUCUAUCGCUUGAUGCGAUUCUUAUCAAAGGCCGGCUUCUUUGUUCUACAAGAUCAAGGCUAUGCGCUCACAGCUGCAGGCCGUCUUCUUUUAAAAGACGAGCCUUUCAAUUUAAGGGCACUUAUCUUUUUUAUGAGCGACCCUGUUUUAGUGAAGCCCUGGAAUUCUUUGACUGAGUGGUUCAGGAAUGAUGAUCCCUCUCCAUUUGAUACGGCGCAUGGGAAAAACUUCGGGGCUUAUGCUGCUGAAGAGCCAAAUUUUGCAAACCUCUUCAAUGAAGCCAUGGCCAAUGGUUCUACUUUAAUCGGUCAGGUGAUGAUGACCCACUGCAAGUUUGUGUUUGAUGGCUUGACAUCUUUAGUGGAUGUUGGGGGUGGCACAGGGGCAGUUGCUAGGGCCAUUGCCCAAAAUUUCCCCAACAUGGAGUGUGUUGUGUGUGAUCUCCCACACGUGAUUGCCGGCCAAGAGGGAACUGAGAACUUGGACUUUGUUGCAGGAGAUAUGCUAGAGAAGGUACCUGCUGCUGAUGCAAUCUUGCUCAAGGGGAUUCUCCAUGACUGGAGUGAUGAAGAUUGUGCGAAGAUUCUCAAGAACUGCAAAGAGGCUAUUCCAGGGAGAGACAAAGGGGGAAAAGUCAUUAUUAUCGACAUGAUUUUGGAAAGCCAGAUGAAAGACGAGGAGUCAGUAGAAACACAAGUUGGUAUGGACAUGCUGAUGUUGAUGUGUUACGGUGCUAAAGAAAGAACUGAGAAAGAAUGGGCAAAGCUUUUCGAAGAUGCUGGUUUCAGUGACUACAAAGUACUUCCAGUGUUGGGUGUGCGCUGUCUCAUUGAGGUUGAGUAUGGCUAUGAAAAUGGCGAAAUAGCUUUCAAGGAUGGAGCUCUAAUUGCUGCUGAUGCCAUUCGCCAUGCUACUGGGGUGUUUCUUGAUCAAGUCAGCGUGGGAAUGCUUGCGCUCCAGCAGGAAUACAAUGUUGGUUAA